AGUAUGAAGCAGCUGAAAUCCUCUUGGUGUUUCCCAGGAUGCCAUGCUCUUCGCUGCAGAGUCAAAGGAUGCCGAGCUGGCAGAGACUCUGCUGCAGUGGUUCCUGCAGGAAGACAGGAAGGAGUGCUUUGCCGCCUGCCUGUUCGCCUCCUACGACCUCCUCCACCCUGACGUGGUGCUGGAACUGGCCUGGAGACACAACAUAAUGGACUUUGCCAUGCCCUACUUCAUCCAAGUCAUGAGAGAGUACCUCACUAAGGUUGAUGAAUUUGCAGCAAAGGUGAUGGUGGACAAACUGGAGGAGGCAGAAAGCCAGAGGAAAACUGAGGACGACGUGAAAGAGCCUCAGCCGAUGGUGUUUGGCCAGCAGCUGAUGCUGACUGCUGCUGCCUCUCCUGUGGCGGCUCAGCCACCGUACCCAACUUACGGCUAUCCCCCCGCCGCCGCUGCCGCCGCCGCCGCCGCUCCUCCCGCUGCCGCAGGUUACCCCGCCCAGCCAGCCUACGGCUUCAACAUGUAAACGGCUCCAACUCCUCAUCUUAUUCCAUCUGUCUCUCCUGGUUUCCCUUCACCUGACAAACUCACGCACACUUGAACUGAACCGCACUGCUCCGAGCCCCAGCUGAUUCGGCGGAGGCUGAAGAGUCUGAAGAGUCUCCGCCCGCGCUCACUGAAACUGCAGUCUCAAGUUUCUUCACGCCCCGUCUAGAUGAGUGGCCUCAGAGACGUUGUGAGGAAUCCGGUGACCUCCCAGCCAUUUUCUUCCCACUUGCAUCACUAAUCUAAACAGCAUGAAGUCGCUUCUCAGCAGCCGGAGGAGCACCAAACCACUUCGUCCUCUUGCUGUUCCAUGUAGACUUUAACCAUAGAGCAGCUUUUGGUUCUGUGUUUUAUCGCACUGAUGAAAAAGAGACUUUUCUGAGAAGCAGCAGAAGGUGGGAGGCAUGUGUUUGCUUCUCCACCUUCCUCUUGAAAGCACUGUUGCGGCCUUAUUUAAUCUAAGGAGGCGGCUUGUUUGUCUCACAUCUGAAUUCACAUCCGUGUCAAGCUCUGUUCUGAAUGACAGUCGCUGUGCAAUCGUUCUGUGUCCUUUCACAGCAGGUACAAGUAUUUGCAGUAUACAGACUAUUGACCACUUGUGAAUAAGAAUUACAGUCUGUGAAUGAGUGUGUGUGUGUGGAGCCUUUGAAGCUUUUGUGGACACAAUGAAACUUUCACCCACCGUAGAUCUGAUCUCAUCGGUCGACUUUUCAAAGCCCCGAAAGUGGAAGUCCGGAGCGUCGGGAUGGGUGAGACAAAAACUAUGAAGAAAAGGAGGUAAAAUCAUAAAUAUGUGCAUGUGCUGCCAAAUAAUAAUACUGCAACCAGGAGCACAACUGUCAUGUUACACUCAAGUAUAUCAAGUAUUACAGAUUUUGUGUCAAAAACAAAGAUGUAUAAUAAAACCUUCCCACCAAAUUAAAAAAAAAAAAAAAAAAGAUGUGGUGAAGCUUUGAGUCUCAAGGAGGUGCCAGUUAGAUAAAAAAACUGUACAAUUUAAAUGUAAUGAAAUUCCUUACAGAUCAGAAGUAAAAUAGUAUGAAGCGCCAUAUGUAUUGUCUAUAAUGUGUUGUAGUCCUAAAAAAGGUAUAAAGAUUUUUUUUGUAAGAAAAAGACAAAUGGCCAAAAACAAAGCAGCUUAAUAAAUGGCAAAGUCUUGAGACAA
This is a messenger RNA of Poecilia latipinna (sailfin molly), 1705 nucleotides long. RefSeq names its product clathrin heavy chain 1-like. Bases 44 to 520 code for a protein of 158 amino acids. The record is from RefSeq and is a predicted model, not a curated record. Gene Ontology annotation, molecular function: clathrin light chain binding. Gene Ontology annotation, biological process: receptor-mediated endocytosis. NCBI's taxonomy places the organism in Eukaryota, Metazoa, Chordata, Actinopteri, Cyprinodontiformes, Poeciliidae. The transcript is spliced from 4 exons. Gene Ontology annotation, cellular component: clathrin-coated endocytic vesicle; extracellular exosome; clathrin complex.